GCAGCAGCAGGAGGGGGGAGAGGGGGGAGGAGGGGGGGAGAGGGGGAGGAGGGAGGAGGCUUCGCUAUCAACACGGAGCCCCCUCCCACUCAGCAGUCUCCUCGCAGCGCGCGACCGCUCGCCCCCUGCCCUGGAGCGCGUCCGUGUGAGCAACGAGGUGUGCGCGGAGCCAGUGAGCGAGGUGAGCGAGCCGCCUUGCGGCGCCAUGAACAGUCAGGGCUCGGACCUGAGCGAGGAGGAGGAUGCAGAUGGCUACGGGGAGGAUGAGUACGAGCAGGGCGACAUCCGUGACUACUACGAGGGGGUGGACGGGGAUGUGGACGACGUGGACGACGCGACCUUUGACCCCGAGGAGUACGAGUUCUCGUGCCUCUCGCACCGCGAGGCAGAGCGCCUCCUCUCCGACCUGCAGGGCAAGGCGGCCGCCACCCUAAAGGUUCAGCCAGAUGUUGCCAAGCUGGUGCUGGUGGCAUGCCAAUGGCGCUUGCACGACAUGAUGGAGAGGCACAGGACAAACCCACGCCAGCAAUUCAUCGAGGCCAAGGUCCUGCCUGGACAGACCAAGGCCCCGAGCGGCACGCAGGGCCAGCAUUGCGGCGUCUGCCUGCAGCCGACGCGGCGCGAGACCCUGAUCAGCCUCGCCUGCCAGCACGCGUACUGCAAGGCAUGCUGGGAGGAACACUGCCGUGUGCUGGUGCGAGACGGCGUGGGCGUCGGUAUCUCCUGCAUGGCCCGUGAUUGCCACGUGCGUGCCCCAGAGGACUUUGUCUUCCCCAUGCUGGGCGAGGGGGAGCUGCGCGACAGAUACCGCAGGUUCCUCUUCCGCGACUACAUCGAGUCGCACUACCAGCUGCAGAUGUGCCCGGGGCCCGACUGCCCCGUGGUCAUCCAAGUCGGGGAGCCCAAGGCGAGACGCGUGCAGUGCAGCCGCUGCAGCCACGCGUUCUGCUUUAAGUGCCGGCAUAUGUACCACGCUCCCACGGACUGCAACACGAUCCGCCGGUGGCUCACCAAGUGUGCCGAUGACUCGGAGACUGCCAACUACAUCAGCGCGCACACCAAGGAUUGUCCCAAGUGCAAUAUCUGCAUUGAGAAGAACGGAGGCUGUAACCACAUGCAAUGCUCCAAGUGCAAGCACGACUUCUGCUGGAUGUGCCUGGGCGACUGGAAGACGCACGGCAGCGAGUACUACGAGUGCAGCCGCUACAAGGAGAACCCCGACAUCGUGAACCAGAGCCAGCAGGCGCAGGCGCGCGAGGCCCUCAAGAAGUACCUCUUCUACUUCGAGAGGUGGGAGAACCACAAUAAGAGCCUGCAGCUGGAGGCCCAGACGUACACGCGUAUCCAGGAGAAAAUAACGGAGCGCGUGAUGAACAACCUGGGCACGUGGAUCGACUGGCAAUACCUCCAGAAUGCAGCCCGCCUGCUCGCCAAGUGCCGGUACACACUGCAGUAUACCUACCCUUACGCGUACUACAUGGAGGCCGGGCCACGCAAACGACUUUUCGAGUACCAACAGGCACAGCUCGAAGCCGAGAUUGAGAACCUGUCCUGGAAGGUGGAGCGAGCAGACAGCUACGAUCGCGGGGACCUUGAGAACCAGAUGAACAUCGCGGAGAAGAGGAGACUCACGCUGCUCAAAGACUUCCACGACAUGUCCUGAGUGACACAGGGAAUGCACGCACACACCACCCCCACUCGCGUGUAAGCACACAUGCCGAAACACGCAUUCACGCCCACUCCAGUGUGUGAAGACGCCAGCACACACAUACACACCUGUUGGAACGCACAAACACACCUAUGGCCACACCUGCCGGAGUUGUGUCAAAGACCCCGACGCACGGCACACACACCCGAACUCUCUUGCCACACGCACACCCGACUUGCGCACUCAUGCCGGCACGUGCGCGCAGCGCGCGCCGUCACAAACCCACAUCGGAAUGCAUCGACGCUCGCGUCAGCAUUACCGACUGGCGACCGCACUCUUACACGCGCGCCCUCCUGACCUUGCGCCCGUGCGGCACGCGCGCCACUGCUCCCAGCGCGUGCGUAAGCGAGAGUUUCCUCGCCCACCUUGUCUCUGUUGCGCGCGAGUGAGCGCGGCACGGUGCAAAGAUAAGGUUCUCGGGGGAGAGAAGCAUGGCACCACCUCGAGACCCCCCUCCCUCCUGCCUCUCGUCCCUGCUACCGCUUUUCCACUGCACAACUUGAGCCGCGCCGGGGCCUUGCUGAGCCAAGCCCGGCACGGUUCGGGACGGCGCAAGAUGGAGGCGCUAACCGCUGACGUUGCACGCAGCGAACGAGUCAUUCGCCCUGUCCCUGGGCAAAGUUUUUAAUGGUUUGGGUCUGGCUUGGCUUGGCAAUUGGCCAGUGGAAAAACCUACCCGUACCACGAGGGGGACCAGUGCUGGCUCUGAUCGGAUGUGCCAGUGGGAAAAAAGGUAUAACUUGUCCUUGGGAGCCCACCGACCCUCCUCGCCACCUACAACCGGAUCCUGACCCUCAAGCCAGAUACAACCACUGAGCGGAGUCAAACAGUCCACACACGUAGGGGGCUCUACAAGGGUGGAGGGCUAUUGAUCUCGGGCCACCAAAUAACCUGGUUUGGCCAAGACAGUCCUGGUGGUUUCAGAAACACUGCACCAGUAGUCCCCUCCCAUCCCCCGCCCCCAAUUUAACCUCUCAGUGGACAGACUGCUGGCUUCAUUUGUGUGUUAAAUGAAGCCACCAUGCGUGCGAUCCCCUUGACUACAGCUCCUCCACACAGUUAAACCCACUUUCUGUGCUACCCUCUCGGCUACAGCUGCCCAUCGCCUUGGCUACAGCUCCUCAUCGCAGUAGAUGCUGCCCUGCUUCUACUAACAUCUGCGGCAUCAUCACAGCCCCCUAUCAUGUGGAGUCUGUCAGACCCCCAAAAUUUGUAAAAUGCCCCUCCCCCCCAGUCCCCCAGCCAACCUCUUGGGGGGGGGGGAUCCCCCCCUUGCAAUACCCAAAUCCUCCCCCCCCCCCCCCCAUCGGUCUGAGUUGUGAUGUCGGUGCAGCUGGGCAUGCUGCCGUUUCUGACGUCGCGUGGGCGAUUUGAUGUCUCCCGCUCUGCACCGAGAGGGUUCGUUGGGGUUUAAUUUUUCAUUAUUGUUACUGUAUUAUUAUUUUUCUUGUUUUUGUUUGUAUUCGCAGGUUGUACUAAUUUAUAGCGAAUUAAAAAAAACGAAAUAAACCUUGUA
This is a messenger RNA of Lethenteron reissneri (Far Eastern brook lamprey), 3224 nucleotides long. It is a transcript of the gene ARIH2, whose product is annotated as ariadne RBR E3 ubiquitin protein ligase 2. Gene Ontology annotation, biological process: protein ubiquitination. NCBI's taxonomy places the organism in Eukaryota, Metazoa, Chordata, Hyperoartia, Petromyzontiformes, Petromyzontidae. Gene Ontology annotation, molecular function: zinc ion binding; ubiquitin-protein transferase activity. The record is from RefSeq and is a predicted model, not a curated record.